Macrobrachium nipponense is the source of this 1360-nucleotide messenger RNA. RefSeq names its product cationic amino acid transporter 4-like. The record is from RefSeq and is a predicted model, not a curated record. Gene Ontology annotation, cellular component: membrane. Gene Ontology annotation, biological process: amino acid transport; transmembrane transport. Lineage: Eukaryota; Metazoa; Arthropoda; Malacostraca; Decapoda; Palaemonidae. Bases 782 to 1360 code for a protein of 192 amino acids. The transcript has 5 exons. Gene Ontology annotation, molecular function: amino acid transmembrane transporter activity.
CCAGCCGCCGAGCGAGGAUGGUCGACGGAGCGCUCUCCGCCCCUCUCCCGUCACACGUGGUGAUUCUGGUUACGUGAAGAGCAUUUUUUGGUCAGUAAUUAAAACGAUGCAUAAUUUUAGUCGGUACCGCACGUACGAUCGAAGUUGACAAAACUAAAGUGUGUGAAACUAUAGUUAGAGGAUAAUAAACAAUAUCUCUAAAGACGACUGGGAAUAUACAGACAACUUUACAAAUAAGGGGAGAAAAACAAGAAAAAAAUGAUCUAUAUUAUUGAAAAAAACCAAUAUCGACGGAAAAAUAAAACAAAAUCUCCAAUUAAAAAAUGAACAACAAAAACUGGACCAAACCGGAUUAAUAGACAAUAAAAGAAAGUGAAAAAAACACAAAACCAAAUUUUUAGAAAAAAAGGUAAGAGAAAACCCGACAAAACCAAAUACAUAAAGAACUAAUAUAUACGAAAAACCCAAAAAACUAAAUAAACCUUUUGAUAAAAAAAAAAACCAUUCUCUCCAAUUUUUAGAAAAAAAAGAUAAGAGAAAAUCCACAAAAUCAAAUAUAGACAGACAAAAAUAUAUACAAGAAAAAACUCACAAAACUAAAUAAACCUUUUGGAAAAAAAAGAAAGAAAAAAAAAUUCUCUCCCCGAACACUGAAACAAAAGACGCGUCCAUUGCGCCUCUGGGAGACUACGAGAAGAAAGGAAGAGAAAGGAAGAAGGAAGGAAGAAAGCACUAAGAGAAAGCGAAGAAGGACAACUUUCUGAAAGAGAGAGAAAGGACGAUGGGGGGAGUCAUAGUGAGGCUUUCGGACGCCGUGACCCGAAGGAAGACGGUGAAUCCUGCCCCUCCAGGACUCCAGCAGUCCUUGACGCCCCUGGAUCUGGCCGCCGUCGGUAUGAGCGGCGUCGUGGGCGUGGGCGGAUAUGUGUACGUGGGCGUAGGGGCGGCUGAAUGGGCAGGCCCUUCGGUCGUCCUGUCCGUUCUGCUGGCGACGGUGUCUGCAAUACUGACAGGUGCCGUUUGCGCUGAAUUAUGCAUCUGUAUGCCCCGGGGAGGGGGCGUGUAUACGCACGUCUACGCCACUUUGGGGGAGCUCCCAGCGGUGCUGGUCACUUCCACCCUCCUCCUCGAUUUCACGCUCUUGUCUGCCAUUGCGGCUAGGAGCAGCAGUCAGUACCUGUCGGCGGCGACCAACUACAGCCUGAGCGAGGUCCUCCUGCCUCACCUGUACGAGUCUCCCUACCUGGCCUCCUACUGCGACGUGCCAGCUGCUGGUCUGGCCCUCCUCUGCACCGUCAUGGUAGCCAUGGGAACCAAGGUGAGAAGAGAUGGGUGGGUUGGCGACGGGGUGGAGAGGUGA